UUGAAGCAAGUUGCAGCUUGUGUCUGUUGCUCCCCCAACCAGCUGUUUACACAUGCUUGGUAUAUAAACGCUUGAUUCAAACCCUUUUCUUGUCCGAGUUCCAAUACAGUUUACCUGUCACCACAUUGGACACGAUCCAUGUUUCUAGCCAGGGAAGCCAAGCUACAGCACACUCCACCAUGCUAUCUCUGCUUGCAAGCAUUGUCUGGUUGCUGAGUGCUGCCAGUGCACAGGUAGCACAGAGUGGAAAAACUGCCAGUGCACAGGCAGCACAGAGUGGACAAAGUAACAUUGUGAUAAACAUCACCAAUGGUAACCCAAUCCAUGUCCCAGAAGGGGACACGGCUCAGAUAACUGCACGUUGCAAGUCUGUUCCCGAUGCAGAUAACACUACAUUGAUCAGGAACGAUGUACCCGUGACAUCAAUGGUGAACUGCACAUGCAAAGAGGUAGCUCGUAAUUGUACAUUCACUCUCCAAGGUGUCACACGAAGCCAGUCCGGGACAUACCAGAUCUACGUCAGCAAUGCGCGAGGAGAAAUGAAGAGUACCGCCACCAAGGUUGAUGUUAUGUACGCCCCGAUCUGUACCUUACUUCAGAACACACAGAGGACGGUCAUAGAAGACGAGAGUGUAACGUUCGAUGUAUCUGUAUCAGCGCACCCUCAUGUCUCCUCCGUCCAGUGGUUGCAUCAGGGGAACCCCAUCAACAAAACCAACCCCAGAUACAGUGGUGGCACAGCCGCCAUGCCAAAUCUUACUAUAGGUCCAUGUUUCAGGCAUGAUGCCGGGGUGUAUAACUUUACGGCUAGCAACAACGUCAGUGGGCUCAUAAAAUCAAACUGCACAAGUAAUAUCACUGUCUACUAUGGUCCUGAGCUAGACUGCUUCAGCCCACCCACUGUAACAAUCAAUGAGACGGAACUUUAUACCUUUGAAGUUAAUGUUACAACUUAUCCGAAACAGUCACGUGUCGACUGGUUCAAAGGGAGUAACUCCAUAAACAGAAAUGACACACGUUUCCACCAGGGUAACGUCAACGUUCCGUCCCUAACGCUCAUCAACGCUAACCGUAAGGACACCGGGAGCUACAGCAUCAGUGUCACAAACAAAGACACUGGACGUUCGGUUCCAGGCUGUCGUACCAACCUUACAGUUCAGUACCGACCAAGCUGUACUCUCCUACUUCCCACUACAUACGAGAUAACAGAAGGUAGCAGCAUUACAAUAAACGUCACAGUGAUGUCCUUACCUCCCCUAACGUUUAUGGAUUGGUUCCUGAACGGCACCGCCAUAUCCAGGAACAAUUCUCACUACAGUGGCGGUAACCACACGGUCCCAUCCCUGACCAUAGAUGGCAUACAACGGCAUGACACUGGGUUUUACUCAAUGCAUGCCAACAACACCGUGGGUGAAGGUGUAGAUGACUGCGUUGUCUUCCUUCAAGUUCUCUAUCGCCCCGAAUGCAUUAUUAUUCUCUCAAACACAACACUGGAGGUCGUCGAGCAUUCUUCAAUCACAAUCUCCGCCGCCAUCGACGCCGUCAUGCCACCAAACGUGGUAGACUGGAAACUCAACGGCACCCCGGUCAACAGGACUGGGGACCGGUACACAGGAGGCAACAGCUAUCAGAACACGUCGUUGAACAUUUCGGCCAUAACCCGUCGCGAUGCGGGUAUAUAUACCCUUACUGCUUCAAACGAUGUCGGAAUUGUUGUGAAUGAAACGAGCUGCAACGUCAAUGUUGUCGUACAGUAUUUAGACAACUGCCCCAACCGGACCUAUACAGCGUGUGAGAAUGGAACACUAACCCUUCAAUGUUCGGUCAGAUUUCUGCCAUCCUUGAGUAAUGUGACGUGGAAAAAGAACGGGGUUAUACUGGAUGUAUCCAAUCCCCGGUAUAGCGGUGGAACCGUAUCUUCACCUGAUCUGACAAUUUCCCCAGUUCUGAGAACUGAUGACGACGACUACACCUGUGAAGCUGAGAACGUCGUUGGGAAAGCUGGCUGCAUGAUCACACUGGAUGUCUUCUCUCGGCCUGACGUCCACGUGCCUCGAAGAGACAUAAUGUUGGUAGAAGGACAAACUUCAUCCUUAGGUUGCUCUGUGGAUAUGCGCGUUAAACCCAGUCCCGCCGUUGUCCACUGGUUUAAAGAUGGCGUCCAUCUCGACCCUCACUUUGGUCGGUAUGAUAACGGUGAUAUAUACAACCCAAGUUUGACAAUCACUGACAUCAAACGUGAGGAUGCUGGGAUAUACUCGUGUGGAGCAGUCAAUGGUGUCGGCGACAGUCAGUCUGACCCCAUCAAUGUCACAGUAGAAUAUCCGCCAACAGUCUUGGUGAAAUUCAAUCACUACGGUUUCUACCAGGGAUCUAAUGUGAUGUUGUGGUGCUAUGUCAACUCCUACCCACUCGUGUCCCCAGCAGACAUCACGUGGGUUCGUGAUGGGAAAUUUGUAAUCCCUAGUUCUUCAUGUCGUGACGUCAGACCCAACUGGCGGAUGUGCAAUGUGGACACCAGUACAGCUGGUAAAUACAUGUGCAGAGCUAACCAUCGAUUGGCAUCUGUUAAUAGCGAGGACAUUACUGUACAAGUGAGAGAUAUGUGUCCCACAAUUGUUGAAAGGCAUACGCUAGCUGAUGAAGAUAGAAGUAAAGAUGGGUGUGUCAGCGGUCGCCUACAAGUCCAGUUGAAAGGAACGUCAUCUUGGGGUACUGUCUGUGGCAGGACCUGGACUUCGGCGGAAACGGAAGUUGUCUGUGGCAUGAUGGGAUACCCAUAUGGCGAAUAUUCGAUGAGAGGUGGAGGUGUCCAACCCAUUCAUCUCGGGGACGUCACUUGUUUAACAGGGGCGACAACCCUGAAUGAAUGUCGACUGUCAUCCAUUGCAAACUGUUCUCAUGACAAUGACGUCUGGCUGACAUGUUGUAAGAGUAGGGUCACAUCUCCAGUUGUAGUUGAGACGGUGCCGACGACCACAACACCUGUCCCCCCAUCAACAUCAGCAGGACCGAUUGACAAGUGCAAGGACACAGUGAUCUCUGUAGCCGCUGUAGGCGGUGCCCUCCUUCUCACAACCACCGGCCUGGCAAGCAUCUUGCUACGUGAAAAAUGCAGCGCAUGCAGUUCGUGUGGUUCCUGUGAAGGCUGUAAUCUUGGGAGUGUAGUGUGCAACAACGAAGGGAAAAACUCACUGUGCUUUUGUCGUAGUAAUAAGAUCAGUGAUGGUGGUUCCCACAGCGGUAGCAACAGUAGUGAAGAGGACGAAGAGGUGAUCGUAGUGAUUACAAAGAUAGGAGGAGCACUUGCGUUUUCUGACAAGAACCAUAGAAAACUAAAGGGUGUUGAGUGUAUAUGCGACUUGAUACGACUACAUGAAUGUCCGAAUUCCGAAAGUCUUGGACACAUUAACGUUGGGGAGAGCAAUCUGAGGAGCUCCUGUCAAUGCACUCACACGCCACACUGCGACUGUGACACUCAUACGGAAACCCCUACUUCAUCGAUGCCACCUUUAUCUACGUCACCAACAAGACAUCCUCCAGAACAACUAGAAGCCACGGUUUCAGAACGGAAGAUUUCAAUAUCCAACUCAGACACAUGCGAUGAAGAAGAGCCCCAUCACUAUGCCGAUAUACACACCGAAGAUGAAACCAGCCGUUGCGGCCUUUCAAGACCUGAAUGUGACGCCGCUUACGAAACGAUUGAACAUAGAAAAGGACUGCAGCCUCUACAAAGUUCAAGCUUCUAUGCCGCUUACGAAACGAUCAAACAUAAAACAAGACGGCAGACUCUACACAGUCCCAGUUACUCUAACGGAAGAACGAUAUCUACUAGUCAUGGAGACAUCAUGACAACAGAUAACAGCCUUGACUCAUCCCUCUCCACUCCAGCGAUUGUUGAUGCCGCAAGACACAGGAGGCCUUCCAAUGAAAAUGAAACUGGCAGACGUUCCAGCAGUGCAGUCGGUAGGGCAUGGGAGACACCAGCCCCUCGGCAAAAACCUACAGCUGAGAAUGAUUCCACAAGCUUGGAUUCUGAUGACCUAUAUGCAUCUGGUUCGUCUGCUUUGAAGGGAAGAGCAAUGCAAAAAAUGCUGCCCACGGAUGAUGAUGUGUAUGGCGUAAUCGAUGGCCAUGUUCCGCGGAAAGGUAAGAAUGGAAAGAAGAGGAACAGAUCGAAAUCGAGGGAUUCACGUACAAGUUCCCGGUCCGGAUAUCCCGUGCUGUAUGAUCCUCGCAUUUUUAGAUCCAUGGAGGAUUAAUUGUAACGACGGUUGCAAUAGGCAAGGUUUGAAUUCAUCCGAAAGGGAAACAAGCGAUUAAAUCUUAGGGACUGUUGAAGCUAAAACCUAAUAUGUAAAUAUAGAAAAAUGACGAUGUGUGAAUAUGAGGUAAACAUCCUCCUCAUACAACACGGCAACUGUGUGAAUAAUACUUCGUGAUUCUGUGUAAGUCAUUAUCAACGUAUACUUAUUUCCUGCAUAUUUCCAUUUUCUGAAACGUAAAUGUGAGAAAGCUCACAGAACCUCAACAUACAAAUAAAUGGUAGGGACAAUUUUGUGUUUCUAUUUGGCAAUAGGAGUCUCCCUGCACCCUGCUGUCAGUAUCCUGAAAAUAAGUCUUCUGACUGGUCGCUAAUAUACGAAGUUUCUGCAGCAGUUCUGAUGAGUUCGUCAUCAUUGAAAAAUCUGGUUCGACGCGGGUGUGACUUCAAAUUUCGAAACAUGUGAGAUUUGCCAUGUGCCUAUUUUAGGCUUCACUCCACUCGUUGAUGAUGAGGAGUAUUAGACAUGUGUAAAUGGUCAAGAUUAUAUUACAAACACUUCAAUGGCUUUUCCCAUAUUCACAAGCUAUUUUUCUCAAAUUAGACAUCAUUAACACCUCCACUAUUGCGAUGAUAUCAUUUGGGAUAUUUGUCAUGCAUUCAUGAAUUUUGGUCGCGUUGACUCCCUCUUUGGUGAGAAACAUUAUCACUGCUCUGUUCUCAUUUGUUGUUUUCCAUGAUUUCAAUAGGGUACCUCGAAUAACACUUGAAUAACAAUAUCGAAAGGUGCGAGAUGCUUGAACGUUCGUUGCUAAUUCAUCAAUAAUCCAAGUGUGAAAACUCAAUAUCAACACAGCUGUCUUGUAAAUGUAAGUAGUGAGUAGGAAGCUUUUGACCGCCCCUCAUUAGAAGAUGGCUUGUGAACGUUUCAUUUUUCAGUUCCAAGACAAGUGAAGCAACUCAUGCUUACGUUACUUUCGAGUGACCUUUGUUACAUACAAAGAAAAAUGUAGCUUUUUUUAGAAUAAUAACAACCGUUACGAUAAUAAUAUACCUCUCUCUACGAUAUUUUUAAUUCUAAUCUGCAAAAGCAUAAUACAAUUAUGUUGUAUUUCAUCUUAAUCUGUGAAAACUAUGUUGCUUUAUCAUCACUACGCAUUAGCUAUAUAACCGGAGUUUUCUGUCAGUCUUUUGUAUUCAAGUUUGCUGAAACAGUUUUACCAUUCAAUCAUUAAUGAUACAAUAUUAGAGUGUCUUACAUAAUUACAAGGAACAUCUUUUCCGCGAUCAGCUAAAACCACAAAUUUAUUGUACAUUUUCUGACAUUUUCUUCAUAAACAUCACCAUGGUUAGUACACACAACCUGGAUCAAAUUCAUAGUGUUCUCAACCGUGGGCUUUUAAGACGCAGAUUCGUUUGAAACAUGUUUAAUAUUGACUUGUAUUAUGGGCUUUUGGAGUUUAUAGAAUAUUCUUGUUAAACAAAUGAUCAACUGUAAACUAUCUCACUCGGUUUAAAAAAUCAAUUAAAAAUCAAUUUAUCCUUGAAAAAUAGCCAUCGAUAAUACAUUCUCGUUAUAUACCAAAACAUGUAAGGGAUAUUGGAUUUACAAGAUUGAUAAAAUGCAAAUGAUGAAGCCAAUGAGGAAAGAGAUGAUGAUGAGAAAUUAUGACAAGGAAAAUGUGACAAUUUAUUCCAUUCCUUUGGAAAUGUUUGGGUAUAUAUUUCUUUUCCCCAUAUGCAUUUACAUUGGCUAGUGUUAUGCUCGCAAAAUGGAAUAUCCCCUACAUUUUGUGAAUGGUAUAUUUGGAGGAAAUGCAAACAACAUGGCUGUCCGAAAAUGUUUGAAAACACAUAGUCCAACACUGAAAACAUGAAAAUAAAUGUAUAUUAUUUCCAUAGUAUUUACAUUUGGAAUAGGAAUGUAAUAGAUUGUUGAUAUUUGGUCUAUAUCUGUUUUAGUUAAUCAUUAAACGAGCCAGCCUUGGGUGCAUUUCAACUAUAUAAUGAUAUAUACUCUGACGUGUUUUGCAUGAAUUCAUAAUACGCUGAUGUAAAUCGCAAUAAACAAAUAUGCACUUA
Molecule: messenger RNA, 6346 nt
Organism: Haliotis rubra (blacklip abalone)
Lineage: Eukaryota; Metazoa; Mollusca; Gastropoda; Lepetellida; Haliotidae
Product: titin-like
Exons: 31
Coding region: 180-4262 (1360 amino acids)
Cellular component (GO): membrane
Source: RefSeq, a predicted model, not a curated record